AUGACCUCCCCAGCUGCGGCCAGGGCGGCACAAUCCCCCUGCAGACUGGUCCCUCCCUGUAAACAGGGCAACCACGGUUUCUACAUCGAUGCGAACGGCGAGCGUGUGAACAAGACUAUCGGGAAGUAUUACUUCACUGAAGACGCACUCCAGCAAGAUCUUGCAGCCCUCAAAAGGGGGGAGGCGUACGACAAGGAUGACUUCUUCAGAAGGGCAAAGGCAUGGUACAAGGCCGAGAUUGACCGGAAUAUCCACUUCGAAACUGUACAACAGGAGAUGUUCCAACCCGCCUCCAACUCGGCCGUUUCGAAACACGUCGUACAUAAAAACGAAACUCCAGCGUCGCCGAAUAAAGAUUUAGACUUCGUUUCCCGUCGUACAAUCGAGACUCGAUCUCAAACGCCAACCCGAAUCCAGCCCGUCCGCGCCGCAAAACGGAAAGCCACCACACUGCCCCCGACCAAGCGGCCCCCACGACGCAACAAGAAGAUGGAAUCGGAAUCCGGACGAGCAGUGAGAUCCACCGCAAUUCAGCCAGGGCUACAAUCCGUCAACUCGCACAGACCCAAAACAGAAACCGAGACAAGAGGCGACUACAUCCUAGCCGGAUACGACUGGGCCCAGUUCCUCAACGGCAACCAGGGCGAGCACCACCCUUCACCCUGGUCCUGCGUGCAGCUGCAGGGUCUUGACGUGGCGUAUUUCUGCAUGCGGUUGGAAAGGGUGGUGGAGGCACAGAUUAGCGAGCUUCUUGCCGAGCAAAGCCUUGGGACGGAUCAUGAACCCAGACGCAAAGAACCCGACAAGCGCCCCGCCGCCGCUGCCCAGGACUCCUCCGCAGGGAUGAAAGAAGCCAUCCCAAAUCCCCACGGCGGCAAGGCAAAACCACAAGCACCAGUAGCCCCUCCAGCCUCUAUUCCUGACCACACAACAACUCACCCCCAAAUCCAAAUCCAAACCCAAACCCACCCCAACCCCAACCCCGUCCACAACCACCACCACCACCCCCCGCCGCCGCCGCCACCAACCCCCUUCUCACCCGCCGCAGCCCUUCGCCCCAGAGCGAAGACUGGCGAACCACCAUGCACAACCAUUAACACCAUCUUCACCACCCCCACUUCCACCCACCACCCUCACCCGCCACUUAAACCCCAAACCUCAGCAUCACCAUCAACAUCCACCACCACCACCAACCUGAGCAGCCUCCGAUAG
Messenger RNA from Chaetomium globosum CBS 148.51, 1212 nucleotides. RefSeq lists its product as uncharacterized. The record is from RefSeq and is a predicted model, not a curated record. The transcript has 2 exons. Bases 1 to 1212 code for a protein of 403 amino acids. NCBI's taxonomy places the organism in Eukaryota, Fungi, Ascomycota, Sordariomycetes, Sordariales, Chaetomiaceae.